AGUUUACUGAAUAAAAUACAAGUUGCUUCACUCGGCUCCACGCGCCGAAUUACCUAUUCACCGCCCCUCACUUCAUUUGCCGGGCGACGCUCCUACAAUUGAAUCUGUUGGGUUACACAGUGAGUAGAGUUUAAAUCGUUUUGAUGUGCGAGCGUUUUAUUACUAGUUGUACCGGGUGGACUCAGUGGACUGGCAAAUUAUUAUAAUCUAUUAUAUUAAAAUGUCGACUUAUUGUUCGGUAGACAGUUAUUUUACAAAGCGUGGAAGUGGUUUAAUGUUUUUUAGUUGUCCGAAAAAUUAAAAUAGGUAAGUACAUUGGAAUUAGUUGUUUAUUAAAUUCAUGAUUGCAUUCCUAGUUACUUUAUGAUCUGGUUCCUGUUUCUUUUUUUAAAUUAAUAUAAAAAAUGGAUUAUAGGUGCCAACUCUGGAAAGGUAUUUUGGGAUUUACUGGCGAACAUAGAUAUGCCGAUCUUACUCCGGAACAAUGUUAUAAAAGGGUUAAUAUCUGUAGCUUGCAUUUUGCGGAGAGCAGUUUUAUGUCCCCUUCAAAUCAACGUCUUAGACCCGACGCAAUUGCUACAUUGUUCCUGACCAGAGCAUCGACAAGCACAGAUAAUUCUAACAUCAUUGCAAGUCACACAUUAAGGAAGGAAUUCAGUGACGCUUCCGUGCAAACUGACACUCCGAUGCAGGUUAAUGUUUCUGUCCAGACGGAUGUAUGUAAUAAUACAGAUAAGUUCUGUCAAACGUCAAUGAAGAUUUGGGCAAUGACUCCAAGAAAAAUUCAAUUAAGAAAAGAAAUUAAAAACUCUGAAAAAGGAAGGCUCUCACGCAAAAAGAUCCCUGGAAGUAGGAGUUACUUUGGACGAUGUUCAAACAUUCCUAGAUGACAACUACCGAGCAGAUUUUUGUGCAUUCCUUAAGAAUCAGCUAUCUCUUCUGCACAAGUCCCCUCGGGGAAGCAGGUACAUAAAUGAAUAUAAACAAUUUGCUAUGAGUUUAUACCUUGUUGGACCAAAAGCCUAUAAAAAAAUGUCAUCCGUUUGUCGUUUGCCGUCAAAGUCCACUCUUCAACGUUUCGCAAAUAACUGGCCAAUAAAUCCAGGAUUUAAUGAUUUUAUUUUUCGAUUAACAGAAUUGAAAUCGCGUUUUUUAAAUGACAAAGCAAAAGACUGUUUUUUAUGUAUAGAUGAGAUGUCCAUUAAGUCACAUCUAUAUUACAAUAUCUCAAGUGACAAGGUAGUUGGUUUCCAGGAAGGUUUGAGAGAAAACACUACAGAUAUGGCCAGCAACGUUUUGGUUCUAAUGGCCCGGGGUAUUGCAACCAGUUGGAAGCAGCCUAUCACAUAUUUUUUCUAUAAAUCAUCUCCAAAUUCAGAUGAACUUAAAAAUAUUUUAUUUGAAUCAGUUCGGAAAAAUAAAUUCAACAGGUUUAAAUGUCCUUCCUAGGCGUGGUUUCUGACCAAGGCUCAACUUUUUAUAAACUAGUCAAAACUAUUUUACAUUUAUCUGAGGAAAAUCCGCGGUUUUUAGUUGAUGACAAAGAACUUGUAUAUAUGUCUGACGUCGCACAUUUGUUAAAAUCAACGAGGAAUAAUUUUUUUAAGUACAAUUUUGUAAUUAACAAAGGAGCAACAAAUAAGAGUUAUUUGGAAACCAUGUAUAAUUAUGAUAAAAUGAAACAGUAUAGACUUGCUCCAAGACUAUCUAGCGAGCACAUUUUUCCAAAUAACUUUCAGAAAAUGAAGGUUAAAUUAGCGACACAGAUAUUUAGUCACUCUGCUUUGCAUACUUAUAUUGAUUUUAAAAUUCUUCCAGAGGCAGCAAAAGUUACUGCAGAUUUCAUUGAAAAAAUGAAUAGAUUAUUUGAUAUUCUAAAUUCAAAUACUCUGCAAAAUUUCAAUGAUUUCAUGGGAAAUGAAAAACAAAUUUUGUUUUUAAGAGAAAUGGACAACUUAUUUAAAAACUUAAACCUUAUAAAUGUUAAUGGAAAAAAUAUGAUAAAACAACUUAAAUUUAUUUUUGGUUGGCGGCUGUCUAUUAAUGCUAUUUUGAUAUUAUUUGAGAUUUUGCAGGGUAAGGGAUAUAAAUAUCUGUUUACCAGAAAUCUAAAUCAAGAUUGCUUGGAAAUCUUUUUCGGGCAAAUCAGGAAUUGUACUGGAAUUGUGAGAAAUCCAACUCCCAUACAGUUUUGCCGGGCUUUUAAAAAAAUUUGGGCUGGUUAUAAAUGAAACAGUACGUUUUUUACUUAUAAUGUCUUUGGUAAUGCUAUUAUUAGCCUGACAAAAUAACAAAAACGUCAAAAAGUGUAGUAAUCAAUCAUUUAAAAUUCAAACAUGUCAUUACUUAGUAGUUAUGUCUAUCUUUAGUUGUUAAGUUUAGUAACAGUAAUAUAUGCAUUUUUUCACACAAAGUCAAAAGUUUGACUUUGAUUUAAAAAUAAAUCCUAAUGAAACCAGUCGUACCAAAACAACCUUUAAUAAGAUACCUAAGUACCUAAUUAUUAACAAAAAAAAUUUAACCAUUUAGUUCUUGAAUUAGGUAAACUUUGAUAAUGUAAAAUUUAUUUAGUUUGGUGGUUAUAAAAACAAAUAAUUUAUAGUAUUAUCAAUUUACAUAUUUUUCCCAAGUAGGUAGGUACAUUAAAUAAUAAUUUUAUUCCAGAUAAUAAAGUUAUUAUAAAAUCGUGCUCCGUCUUCCCCUACAGUUCGAAUUAGACGAAACUCGUAAAAUAAUAGGUAUCUUUUACCAGAAUUCCCCUUUACAUUUUUUGCUAGUUCCUCGUCGGCGAGGAGCUCGGCGGCCUGCCUUUGAGAUCGAAAGAUAAAAGGUUUUUCGCCGAGUGAAGCAACUUGUAUUUUAUUCAGUAA
Messenger RNA from Anthonomus grandis grandis, 2870 nucleotides. RefSeq lists its product as uncharacterized. The record is from RefSeq and is a predicted model, not a curated record. Bases 405 to 890 code for a protein of 161 amino acids. The transcript is spliced from 3 exons. NCBI's taxonomy places the organism in Eukaryota, Metazoa, Arthropoda, Insecta, Coleoptera, Curculionidae.